This is a messenger RNA of Schistosoma margrebowiei, 660 nucleotides long. NCBI's taxonomy places the organism in Eukaryota, Metazoa, Platyhelminthes, Trematoda, Strigeidida, Schistosomatidae. The record is from the annotation of a GenBank genome assembly.
AUGACCACUCCAAUAACAUCUUGUAUGGACGAAUCAGAGUUUUCAGAAGUCUACCCACCAUCUGAGGAUUCCUACUUAUUUUUGGAUGCUUUGGAGUUGGAUUCUGGAUUUUUGUCCGAAUUGAGGCCCACUUUAACUCUUGAAGUUGGAAGCGGUAGUGGAGUUAUCAGUGCAUUCUUUUGCUCAUCCAUUUCAAAACCACUCUUCCACAUAUGCACCGACAUAUCCCUCACCGCAUGUUACGCAUCUCAACGUGUGCUGAACGUAAAUGUUCCUAGUACAUCGGUGACAUAUGAUGUAAUUAAUUGUUCUUUAGCAACUCCCCUCUUGUCUAAACUAUAUAAAAGUGUGGAUUUAAUCAUGUUUAAUCCUCCCUAUGUACCGACAACUUCAGACGAACACAAAGCUGCUAGUUCGACUAUAGUUGCCUCAUGGUCUGGUGGGCGACUGGGAAGAGAAGUAAUUGACCCAUUUUUAAGUCAAGCUUACAAUUUGCUCUCACCACACGGCUGCAUUUAUUUACUGUUAUCGAAAGACAACUGUCCUGAAGAAGUACAUCUUAUGAUGAAAAACUUGUCUAAUGGAAGAGUCCAUGCAAAAGAAAUUCUUCAUAGACGAGUUCAUAAUGAAUUUUUAACUGUUUUUCGCUAUAGCUGUUGA